UGUUCUCCAUUCCUAGAUGAAUUUGAUCUCAGUCGAGCCUGUUUCCGCUAAAAUCUGACCGAACAACGGUCUAGUAGCGAUAGAUUAUGCGGCAGGAUCCCACCAGAUAGAAUCGUGCAAUAAACUAACAGUUCUAGAAAACAUGAUUUUCUAAAAAUCAAUCUUGAUUCUCCAUCAAAUUUUUAGUUUGAAAAUCGUCUCAGGUUUUACAAAAUUAAUCUGGAUUCAACUGAUCUAUAAAAUGGUUCUUUUUCAAAAAAUUCGCAGUUACCACCUGAGAGAAUCCUUUUCCAUUUUAUGUUGGCAUUCGUUCGGACAUAAUUAGCAACAAACAUACAAGAUUUGCCUGAUUUUGAAUGCGAUUCUGAAAAAUUCGAUUUGUCGACGUUUACUUUGAUUUGUACCAGCUAUGAAUUAUAUGAAGGAGAGAAAGAGCACAUUUCAGAGUACUCAGAAACAUCUUCACUUUUGUUUCGUUGUCUUGAGAGUUGUUUAAAUUAUUCUUAAGCUGAUAAAACAGAACGACUUUGAAAGUUGAUCCGUUUAUACGUGUUGUGUUUUCUUUGUUUAAUUCUUUUCCUUAACAUACUACAGAAAAAUAUUUGAUACACGUGUUGUAGAGAAUUUGAUAUCACACCUUUUAGAAAAACAAUCAGGUCUAAAAGUUGAGAAGAAAAAAAUGUAUAGUCGAAAUACUGAGAAACUCAUUUAUGAGACACCCAGUACAUAUAUAUAAAGCGACAAAAUAAGUCCGAGUGCAAGAACUAUCGAGAGUACAAUUUCUUUCUAACACAAGGACACGACAACGCUAUAGAAAUACGUUAUAGUUUAAUCGUACAGUAGUGAGUCGUUUAUUAUCUCUUCCUGCCUAACAAAAGUAUUUUCUCUUUCGUUUCUGAGCCUCUUGCACUGGUCGACUAUCUAGUUCUAUUCCUUUUAAGAUUCUUGUUCAUAUUUUAGCCAAGAAUCAUGUCUGAUAUUUUUUGUCGUCUUCAGAAUCAUACCAACGAAAAUAUGUAUAUAUAACCUAGUUUUCUUCUUAUAUUAUAUGAGAGGGAUUAGCCCUUCUGACAACAAACACAUUGUCUUUACAACAAGAAUCAUAGAAAGUUUAAAUAAAUUUUGUGUAUAUUCAUAUAUAUAUAAUAUAGUGUGGUCACUUUACCGAGUAAUAGAAGAGAGAAAAAUCAAAUAAUUUAAGCAAAAAUUUUACCUGUUCUAUUAAGAUAAAUAAAGAUUCGUGUCUGAAAAUGGUAACAGACAAGAAUCUUGUAAGAACGUCAAAAAGAAAGUGGACCAGUGUGGUGGCUUUGUGCAUGAAGAAGAAAAAAAAUGCUAUUUCUCUGUCUUGUUGUACUCAUAUUCAGUAUAUACUACAGAACGAACAAACGUGUGUACAUUCUUAAUUUUUCUUCACAAGUUAACUGAAAUGUCUUCCAAGCAAAAUAACGAGGAAAAGAUGACGCGUCGCGAUGAGGCUGGCACAUCGAGCGAUGAUGGAAGACAGGGUUCUGCAAAUACACACAGCAAUACGACAAGUAAUGCUACUCAACAGAAAGACUCAGGCGUCAAAGGAGAUGGUGGACCAACGUCAACAACAUCGCAAGCUCCAAAUACGAAAAAAUGA
Didymodactylos carnosus is the source of this 1627-nucleotide messenger RNA. NCBI's taxonomy places the organism in Eukaryota, Metazoa, Rotifera, Eurotatoria, Philodinida, Philodinidae. The record is from the annotation of a GenBank genome assembly.